Lodderomyces elongisporus is the source of this 1419-nucleotide messenger RNA. RefSeq lists its product as uncharacterized. The transcript is spliced from 3 exons. The record is from RefSeq and is a predicted model, not a curated record. NCBI's taxonomy places the organism in Eukaryota, Fungi, Ascomycota, Pichiomycetes, Serinales, Debaryomycetaceae. Bases 1 to 1419 code for a protein of 472 amino acids.
AUGAAAAUAUCGAUAGAUAGACUGCGUGUGUCUGUGUGUGUGUGUUGUUGCGUGAGAGAAAUGUAUCAAAUUAUACUUAAAUCUCCCACAAGGGAUGCUGCAUCAGUUCAAGUUACAGGAACUUUUGAUGAUUGGAAAUUGAGCAUACCAUCCUUAGAUGGCCCCUCAAUUGCGAACGGAUUCAAAGUUAUUGUACAAGAGAAGAAAGAUAUUGAGUUUAAAUUUGUUGUUAAUGGCACUCAAUGGAUCACGUCGGACGAUUAUAAAGUUGUCACCGACGAACACGGUAACAAUAACAACAUUGUUUAUGCUGAUGAAUUUGAAUCAAUUGAGGAAAAGAAAGAACCAAGAUCAACUACAGGUACAGGCGUAGGUUUAAGCGAAAAAACAUCCUCAAAUUUAGAAACUGGAAUAACAACCGAAAACAAACCAACAAAGACAGAUUCUUCAAAAACCAUCACCACCAACCAACAGAAACAAAAACAACAAAAUGAAGAAGAAGAAGAAGAAGAAGAACAUCAACAACAACAACAAGAAGGCGGUGAAGCUUAUGCUGCUGCUUCUUUGGCGGCAGCUGCGGCUGCAGCAAAGGUUUUGCCAGAUAAGUUUACUGCUCGUCAAGAUUCAACAACCCCAACUCAAGAUGCGAAUGCUUUUGCAGAUGCUGCUAUACCCAUUAAUGAAACUGGAGAGGACGCUAAGUUGGAUUCAAAGGCAAAGGCAAAGGCAAAGUCAAAAUCAAAGUCGGCAGAGCAGACAAACAAGGAUACUUCGGACUUGGUUGAGGAAACUUCGAAGUUGAAUAUUCACGAGGAAACACCAAAGAACCAAUUUGGUAAAGUAGCAGAGACCAAUAAGAAAGAUGCCGCAUCUCCAAACUCCUCAUUUGCAGCGGUUUCUAGCCCACCACUUUCAUCUGACUAUGAGCAACUUGACCCAAAAUCUAGCGCAGAUGAAAGCAAGUCCCAGUUUACUAGCCUCGAUGCAGACGAAAUCAAGCACGAUGCUGCUAGAGAAGAGUCAACUUUGGACCCAGCGUUUAAUACUGAGUCAGUACAAAACUCGAAGGAGCCAAAAAAGGUUGCAAAGCCUGGCAAACCGGUCUUGGAAUCGCAACUAUCGGAAUCCACAUUGGAUAUUGCACAAGAAUCUACAAAAGAGCCAUCUGCUAAUCCAAAGACUCUGACAGAUACACCCCAAAAAUCUACCAUCACAGACAACACUACUUCUGCACAAAGGACCCAAGCAUCAACUUCAACAACCUCUUCAACCACAACCUCAUCACCAUCACAACAGCAAAAAAGACCGGGAGUAGAGGGAAUGCCUGGGUCGUAUGUACACAGACCUGCACAGCUUGAAAGACAAGAUAGUGGUAAACGGGAGGGUAUUUUUGCGAAGUUAAGAGGAUUCUUCAGAUAA